This is a messenger RNA of Bactrocera oleae (olive fruit fly), 4689 nucleotides long. Its product is annotated as anoctamin-5. The record is from RefSeq and is a predicted model, not a curated record. NCBI's taxonomy places the organism in Eukaryota, Metazoa, Arthropoda, Insecta, Diptera, Tephritidae. Gene Ontology annotation, cellular component: plasma membrane. Gene Ontology annotation, biological process: chloride transmembrane transport. Gene Ontology annotation, molecular function: protein dimerization activity; chloride channel activity.
GUUGUCAAUCGCAACGGUUGUGGCUAACAGAAAAAUUGGAAACGCGUAAUGGCGCCAUAUACGUGAUUUAUUUAAAUGCUUGAGAGUAUACAUAUAAAAAUACAAUAUCAAAAAAUUGUAUUAAUAAUAAUAAUUUAAAAGACUGGGCCGAUACUCGGGAAGGAUAAUUAUUUUUUUAGAUUAACAUUGUGAGACACAAGAAAACAUUAAAAAAUAACUAAUAUAAAAUAUUGAUUCAAAUACAUAUAAACUGAUCAAAUGUACUCGUAUAACCAUGCUUAUGAAUAUGGAUUAAUUAUAAAUAUUAUAUAUGUUUGUAAAUAUAUCGUCACACAGAUGCUAACGGAAUGAUUGUCUCGUGUGUAUAAAACUAGUGAAAGCGGGAAUGCAUAAAUUAGUGCAAGUGGUCAUAAUUUAUAAUAAUACAUAUGUAAUUGCACUCCUGCGCAUACAUCAAAAUGCAUGAAUCAAGCUAUGAUGUUAGCAACAGUAAAAACUCCGCGCACAAUAAAUAUAGUCUUGAUCGUAUUGAGAAACAAAAACUUGAGCAGCCCAUUAAAGAGAAGAGUUUGGAUAGUCAAGUUGAUUAUAGCAAGCACCACUUGCAAAUGCGAGUCGAUAGCGUUGAUGAUGAGAGCACCGCACCUAUAACGGAAUCAAAUUCGCGUGAGGAUCUUAUAGCGAGUAGUGAACAUUUUACAGAGGCUCCGCCAGAAUUUCCACGAUUCUUAUCAGUGCCAGUUUUACGCAACUUUCGCCCAUAUUCUGAAAGUAUCGCCCCACGCCAAAUCUCAUCCAGUCCGGCGAAAAGUGAUCGAGUUUUACGUACAUAUCCGACAGAAGGGAAAAUUCGUACUAGACGUUUAAGCCAGGACAGUGGAAUUGUGUCAGGACGCUUGUUCGGUGGUUUGGAAAGCAACAUUCUUGAUACAGUGGCUCCCACCAAGCAUUUCGCCAAAUCCUCUGAUAAUUUAUAUAAUUUUUUUAUAAGUGAAGCCGCAGCAAAUGCCUACAAUCAACAGCAACAGGAACAAAAAAAUGAACAAACAGUAUGCGAAGCAAAAGAGCAAAACACCCAAACUAUAAUACCAUACACAACCAAACCGAUUGAACGGCAGCUACCAGCUCCAAAAGCAACGUACACUGAAAAAUGGCUCAACUCGACAAUCUCUCGAGCGCUAGAUCAUUUCAAGCCAAACUCCAUUGCUGUACCACUGCCUACUCAUAUUGAAACAGAGUCAGCAGAGCCUAGUCCCACACAAGCAUUUGGGCCGAAGGUGUUGAAUGUGGAAGAUAUUCCCGGAACAGCAAUGCGACGUGGUCUAGGUAUACAUUUGAAUACGCCACUUGUUGAGGACACAUCUUAUAGGGAGGACACAGAUCAGUCUGAUAUAAUAAACUCAAAUGUUUUACAAAAUCAAUUUGGAUACAAGCAACUAUUACCUGUAUCACGUAAGAGUUCGAAAAGCUCCAUAGCCGACCGUAGUUUGAGCGGUAGCCAUUGUGACAGUCGAAAUACUAGUAAAAGUCACAGUGCAAGUGGUGAUGAACGCGAGAUGCGUCGCAUUAGUAAACAAGAUCGAGAGGGUCUUGAUCCAGAGUCUCUGAUGUUUCGUGAUGGACGCCGUAAGGUUGAUAUGGUCCUGGCAUGGGAAGAGGAAGAUUUUGGUGUAAUGACCGAGGCCGAAUCUCGUCGUCGUGACAAUCGUCGUUGUUUUAUGGACAAUCUAAUUAAAGAAGGACUGGAAGUUGAGUUAGAAGACAAAACACAGUCCUUUAAUGAAAAAACAUAUUUUCUAAAAAUUCAUUUACCUUGGCGACUAGAAACGCGACUAGCAGAAGUCAUGAACAUAAAGUUGCCGAUCAAGCGAUUCAUUACAAUAUCAGUAAAAGCAUCCUGGGAUGAUGAGAAUGUAGUGGCACGAAAUGUCCACUACUGGAAGUCUCUCUGGAAUCGGCUAACUCGAAAAAUUCAGCUCGACCAAAGCGUUUUAGAAGGGGAAACGACAUUCAAAGCUGCUACUGUCAAUGGUAAUGCUGAGGAACAAUUUAUUGUUAAAGAUCGCGCCACUGCGUAUACGAGUGCCCAACGUUCUCUUAUGGUUAUGCAGGUGCUUAUUCGUACCCCUUUCGAUGAUAGCGACCGUGUUGGGAUUCGACGUUUGCUCAAUGACUCCACCUAUUUGGCUUGUUUUCCUCUACACGAAGGUCGUUAUGAUCGUCCACACUCUAGUGGGGUCUCAUUUGACCGCCGCAUUUUAUACCUGACGUGGGCUCAUCCUUCUCAGUGGUACAAAAAGCAGCCUUUAUGUUUAGUUCGCAAGUACUUUGGCGAUAAGAUAGCUCUAUACUUUUGUUGGCUGGGUUUCUAUACGGAGAUGUUGGUGUAUCCGGCAGUUGUGGGCACUUUGUGUUUCCUUUAUGGGCUUGCGUCUCUGGACUCAGAAGAUAAUACUCCAAGUAAGGAAAUUUGUAAUGAAUUCGGGACUGGUAAUAUUACACUCUGUCCGCUGUGUGAUAAGGCCUGCAGUUAUCAGCAUUUGUACGAGUCUUGCCUCUUCUCUCGCUUAACAUACCUCUUCGACAAUCCAUCUACAGUAUUUUUUGCUAUAUUUAUGUCAUUUUGGGCAACGACAUUUCUGGAGUUAUGGAAACGCAAGCAGUCUGUAAUUGUCUGGGAAUGGGACUUACACAAUGUUGAAUCCGAUGAGGAAAAUCGUCCAGAGUUUGAAACAAAUGCCACCACAUUCCGUAUGAAUCCAGUGACACGAGAGAAGGAACCCUAUAUGUCUACAUGGAGUCGAGCAAUACGGUUCGUCAUCACCGGUAGUGCUGUCUUAUUUAUGAUCUCGGUAGUUUUGUCCGCUGUAUUGGGCACCAUCAUAUAUCGCAUUUCAUUGGUUUCAGUCAUUUAUGGUGGCGGUGGAUUUUUCGUAAAGGAACAUGCAAAAUUAUUUACAACUGUUACAGCUGCAUUGAUUAAUUUAGUCGUAAUUAUGAUAUUGACAAGGAUCUACCAUCGUAUGGCCAUAAGGUUGACAAAUUUGGAAAACCCUCGAACUCACACCGAGUACGAAGACUCUUACACUUUCAAAAUCUUCUUUUUUGAGUUUAUGAAUUUCUACUCAUCGCUCAUCUAUAUUGCCUUUUUCAAAGGUCGAUUUUUUGAUUAUCCCGGCGAUGAUCAAGCGAGACGAAGUGAAUUUUUUCGUCUUAAAAAUGACAUUUGCGAUCCGGCUGGAUGUUUAUCAGAGCUUUGCAUUCAGCUAGCCAUUAUUAUGGUAGGAAAACAGUGUUGGAACAAUUUUAUGGAGUAUCUCUUUCCAAAAUUGUAUAAUUGGUGGCGUCAGCGCAAACAUAAAGCUGCAACCAAGGAUGUAACACAUCUACAUAUGGCUUGGGAACAAGACUAUCACAUGCAAGACCCAGGACGCUUGGCUUUGUUUGAUGAAUAUUUAGAAAUGAUACUGCAGUAUGGUUUCGUAACAUUGUUUGUGGCAGCAUUCCCCUUGGCACCUCUUUUCGCGCUACUAAACAACGUUGCGGAAAUCCGUUUGGAUGCAUACAAAAUGGUCACACAGGCUCGGCGUCCUCUAGCAGAGCGUGUUGAGGACAUUGGUGCUUGGUAUGGCAUCUUGCGCAUUAUAACCUAUACAGCAGUUGUCUCCAAUGCUUUUGUGAUAGCUUACACAAGUGAUUUUAUACCGCGUAUGGUCUAUAAGUUCGUAUAUUCAAAUACGAAUACGCUGGUGGGUUAUAUAGAGCAUUCGCUUUCAACUUUCAAUACAUCAGACUAUAAAGAGGAGUGGGGAGCUACGAGCAACGAAAAGGAUCCAGAUGUAUGUCAAUAUCGUGGUUACCGAAACGGACCUCAUGAUUCCGAACCAUAUGGCUUAAGCCCCCAUUACUGGCAUGUUUUUGCUGCACGCUUGGCUUUCGUUGUCGUCUUCGAGCACGUCGUUUUCGUCAUCACAGGCAUUAUGCAAUUUAUAAUCCCAGACAUACCCGCUGAAGUGAAGACACAAAUGCAACGCGAACAGUUACUUGCCAAAGAAGCGAAAUAUCAACACGGCAUUAAACGCGCUCAACAGGGAGAAAAUCAGGACUUAUUAAGUAUUUUUCGAGAUGCGGGAAGUCGUAGUAGUGGUGCUACUAUGGGUACGAGUGGCUUUAUUGGACGUGGAAGUUGGGCGCGACGUUUCAGUCGUCUUAGUGAUGGCUUAGAUGCACAUGUAGAAGUAGCGUCACGACCUCGUCGCUCAGUUGAGUCGACAGUAUGGGAGGUUUCUUGACACGAAGAAGAAGAAGAAGAUGCACAAGAGUCGAAAAUUGCCAAAAAAUAAUAUCAACAAAUCGUACGAAAAAUAUAUAAUGGCUGCAGAUAUUACGAAUAUUUGACUUAAGUUAUGUAAAUCUGAAUGUAUAUAUAAUACUUAUAUAUGGUUUUAAUGAUAGGAUACUUAUUUAAUCUUUUCCUCAUAUUGAUGCAAUAAAUCAAAUAUCUAUUCAUAUCAAAACCUGAUCGGGAUUUAUAGUAUUCAGAUUGAGAUUAUUGAUUCUUAAUAAUUUCUACAAUAUCAAGGUACAUUAUACAAAUACAUACAUACAUACAAAUGUAUAUACUUAUGUAGUAUGUAAUCACAUGCAAUUAUAAAUCGCAAUAUCUGCAUACUAUUUUGAAUUAUUCCC